Messenger RNA from Microthlaspi erraticum, 780 nucleotides. The record is from the annotation of a GenBank genome assembly. NCBI's taxonomy places the organism in Eukaryota, Viridiplantae, Streptophyta, Magnoliopsida, Brassicales, Brassicaceae.
AUGGGACAUGAGGAGCAUGGAGGGACUUGGCACAUGGACGCAGCUCAACUGGAUACGCAAAGGAAGAAGGGAGAAGCCAUCUUGAAGACCAGCUCGACCGUCUACUCGACCAACCGGUCGAGUUCCUCAACUCGACCGGCCAAGCUUCAACUCGAUCGAGCUGAGAAGUCAACAGUCAAACCCGAAAAAUGUGUAUGCGAACUCGAUCGAGUCGGUCUAGAGGACUUGGUCGAGCUAGACUUUACAACGGAGGGGAAUGGAAACCCUUUGGGCAAUGGACUCGGUCGAGCUAGGCAAACUCGACCGAUUGGUCAAGGAGAUGCUCCAAACCGCCACCAACAGAGACAAGGGAUUGUUCCACCACCAGUGCAGAACCACAACUUUGAGAUCAAGCUGGGAAUGAUCAACCUUGUCCAGAACAAGAUGUUCCAUGGAUUGCCAAGUGAAGACCCCAUUGACCACCUUGAUGAGUUUGAUAGGCUUUGUGAUUUGACAAAGAUCAAUGGUGUCUCUGAAGAUGCCAUCAAGCUGAGACUCUUUCCUAUGUCUCUAGCUGACAAAGCUCACCAAUGGGAGAAGAGCUUGCCCCAUGGCACAAUCACUACUUGGGAUGAAUGCAAGAAGGCCUUUCUUGCUAAGUUUUUCUCCACCGGUCGCACAGCCAAGCUUAGAGGAGAGAUAUCCAGCUUCAUCCAGCGAAACAAUGAGACAUUCGCAGAGGCUUGGGAGAGGUUCAAAGGGCUACACAAGUCAGUGCCCACACCAUGGAUUCAACAAUGA